This is a messenger RNA of Angiostrongylus costaricensis, 264 nucleotides long. The record is from the annotation of a GenBank genome assembly. NCBI's taxonomy places the organism in Eukaryota, Metazoa, Nematoda, Chromadorea, Rhabditida, Metastrongylidae.
GAGAUAAAGAUGCGCCAUGUAUUCGACUUCAUUAAGCAUCGUUUGGAGAUGGCGAAUGAUGAGUGUGAUUUCGGAAUGGGGUUGGAGUUAGGUUAUUGGUUAUUUCUGGCAAACCACGAUUCACUCGAUAAGCUGGCGUACCGUAUUCUGUCUACCGCUUAUACGUUGCUGAAGCGCGACGAGUAUAAGAGGAUUCUGGAUCUACAAAUGUCGCCUGGAGUGAGAAGAAGAAAAGAACUUAAAGCUACACCAAAGAAUAAUUAA